Molecule: messenger RNA, 2607 nt
Organism: Xyrauchen texanus (razorback sucker)
Lineage: Eukaryota; Metazoa; Chordata; Actinopteri; Cypriniformes; Catostomidae
Product: extracellular calcium-sensing receptor-like
Exons: 6
Coding region: 1-2607 (868 amino acids)
Biological process (GO): G protein-coupled receptor signaling pathway
Cellular component (GO): membrane
Molecular function (GO): G protein-coupled receptor activity
Source: RefSeq, a predicted model, not a curated record
AUGUGGAUCACUCUAAACAUCUGCCUGUAUCUGUCCUUUACCUGUAUCUCUGUGGCUUUCAUCCCCAGCUCAAACUCCUGUCAGCUCCAAGGGAAAUUCAAGUUGAACGGGAUGUACCAGGAUGGAGAUUUUCUCAUUGGGGGCUUGUUUGAGGUUCAGCAUCUCAAAGUGUUCCCAGAACUGAACUUCAAAGCGGAGCCAGAACUACCAGACUGUGAGGAAUUCUAUUUGGCAAGCUUCCAGCAGGCACAGACCAUGGUUUUUGCCAUAAAUGAGAUCAAUAAUAAUCACAGCCUGCUGCCUAACAUCACACUUGGUUACCAAAUCUAUGACAACUGUUUAAGGCUUGGAGUGGCAUUCAGGGCUGCAAUAGAUCUUAUUAGUGGGACAGAAGAGUCCUUCUCCAACCUCAACUGCACUGGCCCACCCCCAGUGAUUGGAAUCAUAGGAGAUCCAGGUUCCACACAGUCUAUUGCUAUUUCCAGUGUCCUGGGGCUGUUUCGAGUGCCUAUUGUGAGUUACUAUGCCACGUGCUCCUGUUUGAGUGACAGGAAUAAGUAUCCUUCCUUCUUCAGAACAAUUCCCAGUGAUGCCUUCCAGGUGCGGGCUAUGAUCCAGAUCUUGAAGCAUUUUGGAUGGACCUGGGUUGGCCUGCUCUACAGUGAUGAUGACUACGGCAUCUAUGCCGCUCAGUCCUUCCACCAAGAGAUGCAGGUGUUUGGAGGGUGUGUUGCCUUCUCUGAGAUAUUGCCUUAUGAUAACAAUCACAGAGAUAUUCAACGGAUAGUAGAGGUUAUUCAGACCUCUACAGCCAGGGUAGUUGUGGCAUUCUCAACCGAUCUGUUAUCACUGAUGGAUGAGUUGUUGUUGCAAAAUGUGACUGGCAAGCAGUGGAUCGCAAGUGAGGCUUGGACCACCACACCUGUUCUGCACACUCCACAUUAUCUGCCCCUACUGGGGGGCACGCUGGGCAUUGCCAUCCGUCGUGGAGAGAUUCAGGGACUUUGUUACUUUCUGUUACACCUCCAUCCUGACAACAAUCCAAAAAACAGUAUGAAAAAAAUAUUCUGGGAGAACAUGUUUGGGUGCAAAUUUGAUGUUAGAGGUAAAAAGGUAGAACAAGAGCAAGAACAAGGGAGAAAGGUGUGUACAGGGCAAGAGGAUCUGAGCAGCACAGACACAUCUUACAAUGAUGUGUCAGAGCUGAGGGCCUCCUAUAAUGUGUAUAAGGCAGUAUAUGCCCUGGCACAUGCCCUCCAUGAUCUGAUGCAGUGUGAGGAGGGGAGAGGGCCAUUCAGUGGGAACAGCUGUGCCAACAUAAACAAACUACAGCCCUGGCAGAUAGUCCAUUACCUACAAAAAGUGAACUUCACUACAGGUUUUGGGGAUCAUGUGUCAUUUGAUAAGAAUGGCGAUGCCCUAGCCAUCUAUGAUGUGAUGAACUGGCAGCCGAGCUCUGACGGGUCGAUCAUUGUUCGUACAGUUGGUGUGGUAGAUGAAGGGGCGGCAACAGGGAAGGUGCUCACACUGGAUGAGGAUGCAUUAUACUGGAACUUUGAGACAAAGAAUCCCCCGCGGUCUGUGUGUAGUGAGAGCUGCCCUCCAGGCACCAGACGAGCUAUGAGGAAGGGCCUUCCUGUUUGCUGUUUUGACUGCCUGCCAUGUGCAGAUGGAGAGAUUUCUUAUACAACAGAUUCAACAGAAUGUGUGAUGUGUCCAAAUGAGUUUUGGUCCAGUCCAGAAAAUGAUCGUUGUGUUCCCAAAGAAGUGGAGUUUCUGUCCUACAAGGAUCCACUAGGCAUCUCCCUGACCACAGCUUCUCUUUUAGGCACUAGUUUCUGUGCUCUUGUGAUGGUUAUCUUUGCACAUCACCGCAACACUCCAGUGGUGCGUGCCAACAAUUCAGAGCUCAGCUUCCUGCUGCUGUGUUCACUUAAACUGUGUUUUCUGUGUGUGCUGCUGUACAUUGGCCAACCACAGUUGUGGACAUGUCAGUUAAGACAUGCUGUGUUUGGUAUUAGCUUUGUCCUGUGCAUCUCCAGCAUCCUGGUCAAGACUAUGGUGGUAAUAGCUGUGUUCAAGUCAUCUCGACCUGAGGGUAAAGCUACCUUAAAAUGGUUUGGGGCAGCCCAGCAAAGAGGCACAAUUGUGGCUCUAACUACUACACAGGUAGCAAUAUGUACAGUCUGGCUGUCAACUGCAUCCCCAACACCCCAUAAAAAUAGCCAGUAUAUCAGCUCCAAAAUAGUAUAUGAGUGUGCUAUUGGCUCAGUGGCUGGGUUUUGUUUGCUGUUGGGCUACAUUUGUCUCCUAGCAGCAGUAAGCUUCAUGUUAGCAUUCAUGGCAAGGAAACUUCCAGAUCAUUUUAAUGAAGCAAAGUUCAUUACCUUUAGUAUGUUGAUCUUCUGUGCUGUGUGGAUUACAUUCAUCCCAGCAUAUGUCAGCUCACCAGGGAAAUAUUCAGUGGCUGUGGAGAUUUUUGCCAUUCUAGCUUCCAGUUUUGGAUUACUGUUGGCCAUAUUUGCACCAAAGUGCUACAUAAUUAUAUUACACCCAGAAAGAAACACUAAAAAGGCCAUCAUGGGUCGAGUAACACAAAAGAUUUAG